AUGAUCAUCCUGGCCCAUGUGGAGUAUCCGGGUAUGGAGUUUACGGACGUGGAGUUCUGCGGGGGUUACAUCUUCACGGCCUUGGACAACAGAACAGAGAGAGCCAAUGGCAAGAUGAUUGUUUUCAGAUACAACCCCGCCACAAAACAGAUCAAUGAAGUUCUGCAAGUUCAAGUGGGCGCUAUUCCAGACAUGGUCAAGCCGACGAGGGACUGUUCCAAGAUUAUUGUGGCGGUAGAGGGCGAGGCGUACGAGUACCCCCCAAACCACAUCAUUGACCCCCCGGGACUCGUCGUCAUCGUCAACUUCCCCUCGGGAGUCGGGGGCAACACGAUUAUAUCCACAUUGAAUUUUGAGAGAUUCAAUGAAAGAGUGCCAUUCCUGGAACAGUCCGGCGUCCGCCACGUGUACAGGGAGAACAACAACCCCUUCUCCAACGACGUGGAACCUGAAUACGUCGCCAUCAACGCUGACGACACCAAGGCGUACAUAAUGUUGCAGGAGAACAAUGCUGUGGCGACUGUUGACCUCGAGACCGAGACAAUAUCGGAGGUGUAUGGGCUGGGAUAUAAGAACUGGACAUCAUUAAAACUGGAUCCAAGUGAUCGGGACGGCGGUGCCAACAUGAACUCCUAUACCGUCUACGGGAUGUACCAACCGGACUCGUUCGUGCACUUCCAGUUCAAGGGAGGUAACUACCUGGUGAUGGCGAACGAGGGGGACGCCAAGGUGUACGAGUACGGCGCAUAUCAGUGGUCAGAGGAGGAACGGGGCUCCAAAGUUGCACCGCAAGAUCUCUAUAAUAUAGACUUUACAACUCAGCAACAACUUUCGGACAACAGUAAACUGGGGCGACUUAAAUUUGGCGUAUCACCCUCUGAAAGGGACAGCCAGGGUUUCUUAAAGGCGAUGUUCACGUACGGAGGAAGAGGCUGGUCUAUCAGAAGAGCGGAAGACAUGUCUCUCAUCUACGACAGCGGCAACGACGUCGCAGACAGAACUCUUCAACAGCAAUUUGACCUGUUUAAUUGCGAACUGGAUGACGAAAAUGAUCGACCGUAUAACAGUUUCGACAUGAGAUCUGAUAACAAGGGUGCUGAGACGGAAGAUGUGACAGUAGGGGAGAUAGAUGGCUACACGCUCUUCUUCGUCGCCAACGAGAGACCAGGCACUAUCAUGACGUACUCCGUCAAGGACGACCUGAGUCAUCCGAAGUUCCAGCACAUCUAUUCCGGCAUCCCCGAGACUUGGGGAAGAACUUGGCAGCAGAUGUAUGAUGACUGGGAUCUCACGGAGAUCGACUGUGAAGAUAAUAAGUUUGUCCCGGCGUCCGAGAGUCCCACGGGAAAACCCAUCCUAUUUGCCGGCGGCUCCGUGUCAGGAACUGUGUCCAUAUUGGAAGUGGAACUCAACGUCUAA
Messenger RNA from Haliotis rubra (blacklip abalone), 1419 nucleotides. Its product is annotated as mesenchyme-specific cell surface glycoprotein-like. The record is from RefSeq and is a predicted model, not a curated record. Bases 1 to 1419 code for a protein of 472 amino acids. Lineage: Eukaryota; Metazoa; Mollusca; Gastropoda; Lepetellida; Haliotidae. The transcript is spliced from 9 exons.